Messenger RNA from Spirodela intermedia, 6182 nucleotides. The record is from the annotation of a GenBank genome assembly. NCBI's taxonomy places the organism in Eukaryota, Viridiplantae, Streptophyta, Magnoliopsida, Alismatales, Araceae.
AUGAGUGCAAAUACCAUGUCAAGAAAUAAGGAAAACCUUGUAAACAUGUGUGAUGAGAGGGCUCGUAUGCUACAGGAUCAGUUUAAUGUCAGUAUGAAUCAUGUGCAUGCACUUGCUAUUCUUGUCUCAACAUUCCAUCAUGGGAAACGACCGUCUGCCAUUGAUCAGGUUUCUUUUUGCAUCAGAUAAAACAGUUCAUCUUAUCAUUUAUUGCAAGCUAUAGGCAUUUUCAAUGUUGUAGUUUUAAUUCUCCAGAGGGUUGCCGAAUAUUACUAUUUUCAUCCCAGUUAGCUUUUAAAACGUCGCCCAAAUAUCUGUUUCCUUGUUUGUAGCGUUUAAAUUUUCCAUAAGAUAUUAUUUUGUUGAAAAUCUCUUUUUUUUUUCACUUUUUGAGGGUGGAAAUAAGAAUUAGCUUCACAAUAUGACCUGUGUGUUCAGUUGUUAAUGGAUCACAAGGUGAAUGGUAAAUACUGCCCACGGGUCUAAUUUUGUUCCAAUGUAUUUUGGCAGAAAACAUUCGCGGAGUAUACAGCAAGAACGGCAUUUGAAAGGCCACUGACAAGUGGUGUUGCAUAUGCAUUAAGAGUAGUGCAUUCGGAAAGAGAGCUGUUUGAGAAGCAGCAUGGAUGGACGAUAAAGAAGAUGGAGACAGAGGAUCAAUCUCCCGUGCGGAAUGAGUACAUGACCGAGAGACUUGACCCGUCACCUAUUCAAGAUGAAUAUGCACCUGUCAUAUUCUCCCAAGAAACUGUCGCUCACAUCGUCUCCAUUGAUAUGAUGUCCGGAAAGGUGAAGUAUUUUUUUCCUCUGGAGAUUUUUUUGUUGUUUCUUACGGAUGUUCUAGUCUAUUGUUGCCGGAUUUUGAACUCACUCUACAAUGCACAUGGAGUUUUUGGUUCAGGAGUAUCCUCUGGAUCCAUGAUACAGAGAUUUAAUGCAAAAUCAUCUUAGAUGAUGGGGAUGCUUUAAUUUAAUUUAGUUCUUGAGCUCUCAUCAUUGCUUUAUGGAAGUUUCUGCAGUUGCAGAAAAGUUUCUUUUAAUGUUGUAAAUUACACCUGGUGAAAAUUUUCGCCCUUUUGGACCAAAGGCUUGUUCAUUUUCUUGCUUCUCUCUCUGCACAAAAACUAAAGGUCAAGGGGAAGAAAGAAAAUAUCUUCGUCAUGCAUUCUUUUGAAAGCAUGUUGUACAUGCAAAAGGCAACCCACGUACGUAGACCACCACCUGCUUCGUUUCCUUGAAUGUGCCUUCAUAGGGCUUCUAUUCACCUCGCCCAUGCACUAAAAAUCGUACCUUUAUGCCCGGACGUAUAUCUGUUCUUUACUUUGUCAUUCCAUUUAAAUACACUAGAGGUUUAGUUUAAACUUACUUCAGUUUCUGCCACUUUAUGUAGGAGGAUCGUGAGAACAUCUUGCGUGCAAGGGCAACGGGGAAGGGGGUUUUGACCUCCCCUUUCAAGCUUCUAAAAUCCAACCACUUAGGUGUGGUGCUAACAUUUGCUGUAUAUAACAGAGACUUACCUUCAGACGCUACCCCUGAUGAGCGCAUUAAAGCCACAGUAGGGUGGGUGUUCCUAUACUUGCUUGAAGCUUUAUAAUUUUAUACCGAAACUCUUUGCAUUGAAGUGGAAUCUCAAAGGAUUAAAGAGCUAAUCUCAGGAAAUACGUUUUGGUAGGUACCUUGGUGCGUCUUUUGAUGUGCCAUCUUUGGUAGAGAAGCUUCUUCAUCAACUUGCUAGCAAGCAGACAAUUGUUGUUAAUGUCUAUGAUACAACUAAUAGCUCCUAUCCUAUGAGGAUGUAUGGGCCCAAUGCCACUGACACAGGCCUGUUGCAUGUCAGCCAUCUGGACUUUGGAGAUCCAUUGCGAAAGCACGAAAUGCAUUGCAGGUACUCCUAUCCAUCGGCAGCAGAACACAAUGGUUUCCCAUCGGUUGUUUACGGAUUUGCUUUAUAGCGAUCUCUAUUUUAUAGCGAUCAGUGCCUAGUUGAGUACACUAGCAAUGGAACACCGCAGAAAAUCUUCACAGGAAUCCAGAUAAAAAGUGAUAGGCUCAUCUGUUUGGUCUUCAUUUGUGAGUUUGUUUGCCGUCUUCUUGCCAUCAUGUUUUAUGUGAGAUGCUUCAUAGUUAUGAAGGCCUCUGAAAAUAUUCAUCCCUUACAAAAUGGAAGUUCAAAUGACUAAUAAGUUGUAAAAGACUUUGUCAUCCUUUCUGCCCAUGGCACUCACGGACUUCAGGUGCUCAAUCAUCCUGGUAAUUUCCUGAUUAUGAACCCCAAGUGAUUGAUGACAUGAAUUUUCUCUGACCUUAAAAAUAGCGAAGGGGCUGCAUCCUCCACAAGGACGUCGCAUUAUCAGGAGGCAUAUGUUCGCUAUUCACCUCAAGUUUAGCUAUAAUGCACCAUAUUUGCUACUAUUGCACGUUGUGGCUUAUGCAUUAUCACUCUUUCUUCUAGGAAUCAUUUUUUUUAAUCUACCUUACCUCUAUUACUGCGCUCCACAGAGCUGAUAUAACGGGCAGUUUCUUAAGUUUCAUUUUUCUUCUUUCAUUUGAACCUCAGAUUCAAACAGAAACUCCCACCACCAUGGUCCGCAGUAACAACAUCAACAGGAGUUCUUGUGAUUGUCUUGCUUCUUGGGCACAUAUUUUAUGCAGCAAUAAACCGUAUUGAGAAGGUGGAGGAUGAUUAUCAUGAAAUGAGGGAGCUGAAAGGGCGAGCAGAAGCUGCCGAUAUAGCAAAGUCUCAGGUUCUUCCUUUUCUCAUAUCAUUGUAGUUAAUGGGUAUAUGUUCAUUAGGAAAAUCACUCGGAUUAUCCAAAAAGGCCUACCUGAGUUAGAGGAUGAGUGAUAUGUGACAGUUUCACAUCAGUUGGGAAUCGGUCAAAGGUUAUUUAGAUGACCUGUUUGACUCCUACGAUUGAUUCUGAUUUUAAGUUGGGGUAGCUCAGUUCAACGAAAUCAGGAACCAUUUCGUUUGCUACAGAUGGUCUUAUUUUACAUCUCAUAUGAUAAUUUUGAUUGUUGCUCUUGCAGUUUCUAGCAACCGUAUCACAUGAAAUCCGGACUCCAAUGAAUGGCGUACUAGGUCAGUUGUAUGGUUUACUCGAGAGAUUUAUAAAGUCUCUCUAUCAUUUAGUUUUAUUUAAAAUUUCGUUGGCUUCAGAAGUCUUUCCUUGGUCUCUGUAAGUCAAAUCUGCAAUCUAUCUCCAGAAAAUUAAUUGUCAAACAUGUGGCCAUUUUCUAGGAAUGCUUCAAAUGCUGAUGGACACAGAUCUUGAUGCAACACAGCAAGACUAUGCAAUGACUGCCCAGGACAGCGGGAAGGCUUUAAUAGCCCUGAUAAAUGAGGUCCUUGAUCAGGCAAAGAUAGAAUCAGGCAGGCUUGAGCUUGAGGCCGUUCCUUUUGACGUUCGUGCAGUCCUGGAUAGUGUGCUAUCACUUUUCUCUGAUAAGUCACUUGAGAAGGGAAUAGAGGUAAAUAAAGGAUAUUCCUUUCUUAUGAUAAAUUAAUGAGCCCAGAUGGAAAUUUCAGAUUUUUGGUCCUCAUGAAUUUUCUAGUUUUGUGCAAGUAGUGGCUGAGGAAUUGUGAUUAGAAAAGCUCGGAAGGAGGGCGAGAAUAGGAAUCUAUCUAUUCGGAUGUUAGCUUAUUUAUUUAUUUAUUUAUUUAUUUGUGCUCUUUCUGUUUUAUUUUUCAUCUGGGCGACAAAAGUUGGCGGUGUAUGUGUCGGAUGGGGUACCAGAAGUCAUCGUUGGGGACCCAGGGAGAUUUCGACAGAUCAUCACAAAUCUUGUGGGAAAUUCAAUAAAGGUAAGCCAGUAAAUUGAUUGAUUGUUUCAUUUCUUUCUUUUCUUUGUGUCUCAUAUCCUUGCAUAAUUGAGGGGUAUUUCCUUCUCACAAUCCAAGUACUUAUCGGCACCAGAAAGAAUAAUAUUGGGAACCAAUAUCAUCCAUGAUCCUCUGGUUAAUCAUCAGAAUCUUUGCACUUGCAUGCCCAGUCUCCGUACUGAAUGUAACCUUGCAAACCUUGUGGACUCGGAUUGCGCACAGAUCAGAGUCAGAGUGGCGACACUCUGUUCAAAAAAGUUGCCUUCUUGCUUCUUCUUUUUUUUGCGACAUUUAGGUGGCUCUGUCAUGAGUUCUAAUUUGGCAUGAUUUCUAGUAAGUUCUUCAUCAAUGUAUCCUACUAGAAGAGGAAAAUUAUCGCGGUUGAGGGUGAAAAGCAGAGAAUUGUCUGAUUGGGGGGGAAAGAAAGACUAAUAUGAUCGUUCAUGAAGUUGAUUGCUUCUAUUUUUCAGUUCCUGCUAAUAAUUGAGUUGUCAUUCUACUGAUUUAUGCCGGUUUAGCGCGGCCACCGUAGAAAGGCUAUAAUUAAAAUCGUUAACUACUCAUCAUGCCGAAAUCAUAUUUCGGCUUCCUGGUUGAACCCAUAAUUAGUCUAUAAUCUCCUUUUUAUCGGUCCCAUUAUUUUAUUUCGAAUAUAUUGAGGACAAUUCUGUCUCAUAAACCAUGCGCAGUUCACAGAGAAAGGACACAUUUUUGUCUCGCUGCAUCUGGCGGAAGAAGUAAAGAGCACCUGCAACGACGGCAGCCAAGCACUGAGGAGGAAUACAGCCCCAGUUGAGAAUGGCGCAGGUGGGACCCACAACACCUUGAGCGGUUUCCACGUCGUUGACCGAUGGAGGAUCUGGGAAAACUUCAAGAUGGUCAACUCUUCGUCGGACGCGGUCGACGCAGUCAACCUGCUGGUGACGGUCGAAGAUACGGGCGUUGGGAUACCAUCCGAAGCACAGAGCCGCGUGUUCAUGCCGUUCAUGCAAGCCGACAGCUCUACUUCCCGGACCUACGGAGGGACCGGCAUCGGUCUGAGCAUAAGCAAAUGCCUGGUGCACCUCAUGGGCGGGGAAAUAGGGUUUGUGAGCGAGUCGGGCGUCGGCAGCGCCUUCACCUUCACCGCCGUGUUCAGGGAAGGGUAUCGAAAUUCGGCCGAUCUAAAGAGGCACCCAUCUAACAACCCCGAAUUUCGAGGAAUGAGCGCGCUGGUGGUAGAUGGGAGGAGCGUCCGGGCCGAGGUGACCAAGUACCAUUUGCAGAGGCUUGGGAUAAAAGCCGACAUCAUGAUCAGCCCUGCAUCUUUGUUCUCCUUCAUAUCCAAUGCUUGGAGACCCAGGUAAGCAAGUUUCAGAUUUACAGCUUGUUCCUGAACGGUGAUUAUUUGUUGAACAUCCGUCGUUCUCUUCCAUUUUAAUUUUGUCGGGUGUUUUUAGAAACAUGCUAAGAUGAUGCCUUUUUUCUUCUUUUUUUUGUAAUCUGCUGUCGGGCUCAGUUCGCCGGAGCACAUCGACAUGGUGCUCGUGGACGAGGAGACCUGGAACAGCAGCUCUGACCCAGAAUCUUCCCAGCUCCUCAGGGAGCUCCGACGCCACGAGAAGACACAUCCCGCCGAAAAGCGGCGCCUCAAGAUCUUCAUCUUGGCAACGUCUCGCCGGCACGCCGAGAUCGACGAGCUCCAGUUGGCGGGGCAUGUCGACGGCGUGAUGCUGAAACCGCUCCGCCUGAGCAUGAUGUCAGCAUGCCUCCACAAGGCCCUGGGCGUGGGGAGCAAGAGGGAGCAGAGCAGUGGUCAAAGGCCCCCGGCCCUGAGGAGCAUACUCAACGGGAGGCACAUCCUCGUCGUUGACGACAACGCGGUCAACCGGAAGGUGGCGGCUGGAGCCCUGAAGAAGUUUGGGGCCAAGGUCACCUGUGCGGACAGCGGGAAGGCGGCGGUGGAGAUGCUCCGGCCGCCUCACAAUUUCGACGCAUGCUUCAUGGAUGUUCAGAUGCCGGAGAUGGAUGGGUACGCCGUGAAGAUUCCCCCGGUUUGCUUGGUCAAGGGCCUUCCUGAAUUGGAAUCCUCCAAAAUCUCUGCAGGUUCGAAGCCACCACCCUGGUCCGGUCCAUAGAGAGCAGAGUCAACGAGGAGAUCAGAUUCGGGGAGACGAAGAAGGAGAUGUAUGGGAAUGUGGCUCACUGGCACGUCCCCAUACUGGCCAUGACGGCCGACGUGAUCCAGGCGACGCAUGUCGAGUGCGCGCGGUGUGGAAUGGACGACUACGUGUCGAAGCCCUUCGAAGAGGAGCAGCUCUACUCCGCCGUGGCCCGUUUCUUUGAGUAUGAUAAGAUGAUGGCGGAGCGAGACCUGUAG